CUUAUUGUAGGUCAUAAAAUAAGACUUUAUAUUGCAUACUAUGGACCCCAACAUAGUUGGAACUUGGAAAAUGCGAUAAAGGUGGUGGUGAAAUGAUGACAAUGGCGAUCAUUUUAGCCUCUGUAUAAGUUGCUUAGGUUUCGGUGGACUCAAAAAUCUAUUGUCUGGUCCAAAAACCCUUGUCACACAUCCUGUUUACAGUAGGUAUUGGAAUGAAGCUCGCAUGUUACAUCGUGCACUGGCUCUUCACUUCCAGGUAUAGUGCAUGGUAAAUAGAUUUGGUGCUAACUUGCUACCACUAUAUUCACUUAAACUUAUGAUAUAUAAGAUGAACUAAGUCAACUAAAAACAUCACUUUCUCUGUCAUAAUCUGCCUCCAAAAUAAUAAAUUUUCAGCUUACAAAAUGUAAUAAGAUUUAAAUGAAGAAUCAAGGUGCUUUUCCGUGGUCUAAGUUGAAAGAUAGGAAUGGAAUAUGAAUUACAUUCCUCAUCACCCAACUGUCUGCAUGAAUGCAAAGAUAAAGGUUGUACUUGCUUCCAUUCUUGUGUUCGGUGGAAAGUAUGACUUUACCUAUCAUUGCCGGACAUUUUCAAUUAACUUAAUGUGUAUUGUACAGGUCAUCCUUACGUGUGGAUUACAUCACCUUUUUAUAACCUAAUUUGCUAAACCUGUGAGGUAAACUUAAUAACCUAACUCGUUGUCGUGUAAAAAAAACUCUGUAGUAUCAAAUCUAACACUUGCAAGUUUUUUAAUUACUGAUUCUAUCAGCGAAAAUAGAAUCUAAAGCAUGUACUCCCUCCGUUUCUUAAAACCCUUCCUCUUUCAUUUUUUUUGUUUUUCUUAAAACACUUCCCCUUUCUAUUAAAAAACCACUUUUACCCCUACUUUUUCAUACCCUACCUAUCACAUCAUACUUUUUCACUAACAACUAAACUAUCACAUCUUACUUUUACCCAUCACAUCAAGGGCAAAUUGGAAAGUCAACUACAAUUUAACACUUCCUUAUUUUCCCCCAAAGUCAAAAGAGGAACUCUUUUGAGAAACGGAGGUAGUAUGUUUUAUUUUGAAUUGCUAUAAGGGGAUGCUCUCUUCAUUUUCACUCUAUCAAUAUGGUGAAUGUGUUAAAGUCCACGCAUACUCUCUGUCGUUAGGCCUUCCAUAAUGCAAAUAGUUAGAGAAUAUCUAUAAGGCUCAUAUUAAAUAUAAAGAAUAAUAAUCAACUAAUACAGAAUAAAUUCCAGUUGAAACCCAUUAUAUUCAUAGAUCAAGGACCUAAUUCACCUUUUAUUUAAACAAUUAUUCUUGGGACUCUAAAAAUCGAAAUGAAGCAUUUGGAAAUUAAUUAGAACUUAUAAGAAUAUUUUUCUGACUAUGGUAAAAUUCCCCUUAUUGUGAGAUGAAUUUGGAAAAAAAAUAUUAACCUUAGCUCACAUUUCAACGUCUUCUCCCUAACCAAUAGUUUGAUUCUGAUACUGUAAAAUUAUCUCAUGCUGUUUGGAGGAAUGUCCCACAUCCUACUCUUGUGGGACCCAAUUGGGUUGUGGUCUUGUGGAUGUUGUUUGGAGGAAGGAAUCGCUACCUUUAGGGAAGUUUUAAAAUAUGAACUCAUCGUAUGGAGCAUUUUUUCAAGUAUACAUGCGAACCGAUCUCCCGGACCCUUGUAAAUGUGUGAACUUCAUUUUGUUGUCUCGCUACAAAAAAAGGGUUUAUGUUGGUUUCCUUCUCUUUAAUGGUUGUUUAUAGAAAACUUGGUUUGGUUCUGUGCCAUUAUGUUUAUCCAAGAUGUUAGCCUAUUUUAUGCCAUUGUGCUUAUACCAUAUGUGGAAUAAACUUUGCUAUAAUUAUCAUUUUACCCUUUGCCCUAUCUGUUUCCAAAUUUGGACAGAUUGGAAGUACUUGAGCUAUCCUUUCUUGGGGUCUGUACGGUACAAAGAAUACCUAGACAGAUGUACGAAGGGCAUUGGUUGCAGCAUUGGAAUGAUAUUCCCUUGUGGGAGAAAAGAGAAUAAAAUUGAAGGAGAGGCAGAAGAAGAAAAGCAGAAAUUCUAGGGGAAUGGAAUGUAAGCAUCUGAAACUCAACAAAACUAAAGCCAUGGGUGGUUUUGUCAAGUCAAGAAUUUCUGUUAUUCUUUCCUCUUUGAGGCCACCAAAAAUGGAUUCCUCCCCUUUGAUUUUGCUUCUCAACAUGAAUAUAAUCAAUUUACUUAUUCUUC
This is a messenger RNA of Cuscuta campestris, 2214 nucleotides long. Lineage: Eukaryota; Viridiplantae; Streptophyta; Magnoliopsida; Solanales; Convolvulaceae. The record is from the annotation of a GenBank genome assembly.